GUUCUGGAGGUGCAACUGGGAAGCUUGCAGCUCUGCUGCCCGGGCUCUCCCCUCCCCCCACCUGUAAGAGGCUGGGCCCGAGGAGCCCGUGCUCUGCAUCCCACCCCCUGAAGCUUGGGCUUGGUUUUCCCUGCGGGUCUUCUCGCUGACAUUCAGGCAGGGGUCAGGCGGCCGGGCGCGCCUCCAGAGCGCGCGGGGGGAGCACGGGCGAAGGCUUUGGGCUCUGACGGUGGGGUCCCAGGGGCCCGCCUGCCUCCCAGACGCGUUUCUAGGCCCAGGGAAGCCUGCCUGCCGAAUAGGGGAAGCCAGAUUCGGGGGCGGGUAACGAGAAAUCAGGCUAAGAAAUGGCAUUUCAAAAGGCAGUGAAAGGGACUAUUCUUGUUGGAGGAGGUGCUCUUGCAACUGUUCUAGGCCUUUCUCAGUUUGCUCAUUACAAAAGGAAGCAAGUGAACCUGGCCUUUGUUGAAGCAGCAGACUACGUCUCAGAACCUGUUAACAGGGAGCCUCCGUCCAGAGAAGCUCAGAUACUGACUUUGAAAAACACGUCUGAAUUCGAUGUACUUGUCAUUGGAGGAGGAGCAACAGGAAGUGGCUGUGCCCUAGACGCAGUCACCAGAGGACUAAAAACAGCCCUUGUAGAAAGAGAUGAUUUCUCAUCAGGGACCAGCAGCAGAAGCACUAAAUUGAUCCAUGGUGGUGUGAGAUAUCUUCAGAAGGCUAUCAUGAAGUUGGAUAUUGAGCAGUACAGGAUGGUAAAAGAAGCCCUUCAUGAGCGUGCCAACCUACUAGAAAUUGCUCCCCAUUUAUCAGCUCCGUUGCCUAUAAUGCUCCCAAUUUACAAGUGGUGGCAGUUACCUUACUACUGGGUGGGAAUCAAGCUGUAUGAUCUGGUUGCUGGAAGUAAUUGCCUGAAAAGCAGUUACGUCCUCAGCAAAUCAAGAGCCCUUGAGCAUUUCCCAAUGCUCCAGAAGGAUAAACUGGUAGGAGCAAUUGUCUACUAUGAUGGACAACACAACGACGCACGGAUGAACCUUGCCAUUGCUCUCACUGCUGCCAGGUAUGGGGCUGCCACGGCCAAUUACAUGGAGGUCAUGAGCUUGCUCAAGAAGACAGACCCCAAGACAGGGAAAGAGCGCGUGAGCGGUGCGCGGUGCAAGGAUGUGCUCACAGGGGAGGAAUUUGAUGUAAGAGCCAAGUGUGUUAUCAAUGCCACGGGACCUUUCACAGACACUGUGCGCAAAAUGGAUGAUAAGGAUGCCGCAGCUAUCUGCCAGCCCAGUGCUGGCGUCCACAUCGUGAUGCCUGGUUAUUACAGCCCAGAGAGCAUGGGACUCCUUGACCCAGCGACCAGUGAUGGGCGAGUUAUUUUCUUCUUACCCUGGCAAAAGAUGACUAUCGCUGGCACUACCGACACUCCAACUGACGUCACACACCAUCCUAUUCCUUCCGAAGAAGACAUCAACUUCAUUUUGAAUGAAGUGCGUAACUACUUGAGUUGCGACGUUGAAGUAAGAAGAGGGGAUGUCCUGGCAGCAUGGAGUGGUAUUCGCCCCCUUGUUACAGAUCCCAAGUCUGCAGAUACACAGUCCAUCUCCCGAAAUCACGUCGUGGAUAUCAGUGAGAGCGGCCUCAUCACUAUAGCAGGUGGAAAGUGGACAACCUAUCGAUCUAUGGCAGAAGAUACCAUAAAUGCUGCAGUCAAGACCCACAAUUUGAAAGCAGGACCAAGUAAAACAGUUGGGCUUUUCCUUCAAGGGGGCAAAGAUUGGAGCCCUACACUCUACAUCAGGCUUGUCCAGGAUUAUGGACUUGAAAGUGAGGUGGCCCAGCAUCUUGCUGCCACCUAUGGCGACAAGGCUUUUGAAGUGGCCAAAAUGGCGAGUGUGACGGGAAAGCGGUGGCCCAUUGUUGGGGUGCGUCUUGUGUCAGAAUUUCCAUACAUUGAAGCAGAGGUGAAAUAUGGGAUUAAGGAGUAUGCCUGCACUGCAGUGGAUAUAAUCUCACGUCGUACUCGCCUGGCCUUUCUAAAUGUCCAGGCAGCAGAGGAGGCCCUACCCAGGAUUGUUGAACUGAUGGGCAGAGAACUGAGCUGGGGUGAUUCUAAAAAAAAGGAAGAACUUGAAACGGCCAGGAAGUUUCUGUAUUAUGAAAUGGGCUAUAAAUCUCGAUCAGAACAGUUAACAGAUCACUCUGAAAUUAGCCUACUGCCUUCAGACAUUGACAGGUACAAGAAGAGAUUUCAUAAGUUUGAUGCAGACCAGAAAGGCUUUAUUACCAUUGUUGAUGUUCAGCGUGUAUUAGAGAGUAUCAGUGUCCAAAUGGAUGAAAAUACACUACAUGAAAUUCUGAAUGAAGUAGAUUUGAAUAAAAAUGGACAGGUUGAACUCAAUGAGUUUUUGCAGCUGAUGAGUGCUGUUCAAAAAGGAAGGGUGUCUGGAAGCCGGCUUGCUAUACUCAUGAAAACUGCAGAAGAGAACCUCGACAGAAGAGUUCCCAUCCCCGUGGACCGAAGUUGUGGAGGACUGUGAGUCUGAGCAGUAAAUCCACAGCCAAUAAACAGGAACAACAAAUAAUCAUGUAUCAAACCAGAGAUGACUUACACGCUCUAAAACAGUGGAUAUGGAUAGCUGCCUUGUUUUAACACUGGGAAACAUUCCAAAGCUUUAGGAUGUCAAUGUAUACCCUUUAUUUGUAUUUGCCAUUCAAUCUAGCUUCUUAAAAGUGUAUUUUAUCUUUUUUUUCUCAUUUUCAAUGCACACUGGUUUAAUGUUUUGCAUUUAUUCUGUGACCUGUUAGACUGGACAUGCUCCCUUUUUGUUUGUUUAUUCAUUUAGUCUAAGUCAGUUUUAGAGGCAGAAUAUUUUGGCAGAAAUUGAAAAAAGAAGCUGGAAAUAUUUCAUGAUUUGCACAAAGCUCUGGACAUUAAGCUUGUUGAUAGUAUUUGUUCUUAAAAGAAAUUGAGUGGGGUGGGACCUAUUAAAACGAUAGUGUUUCUGGAGACCCCACAGCCCCUUCUUCCUCCAGCUUGUCUGCCUUCCUCAUCCAGACUUUAUAUCUAGAGCGUGACUGGCAAAACUGGAGAAGGAAGAAAAAGUUUAGAUCUGGUUAUAGGAGCAAAUCUCAGAGAAACUCUGAAAGCUUCCAGAAUCACAGGUACAAGAUAUAAGGAUAGCAUUGACAUUUGCUGGGAGUUACAGUGAUAGUUUCAUCUCAGCAAUUCAUUUUUUUUUCCCCAGUCACUGCUGGUUUUUCUUUGACUAUUACAGUUGCCAGGAAGAUCCUUGCUUUUCUUACUUUAAAACCAGCAUUUAAGUGGCAAGUUGGAUACAUUGGCAUGGGACUAAAUUUCUCAAAUCUUUACAGUAGUAAUAAAUUUAAGGAUUAAAAACCUGUGUUUAUAUAUCCACAUAUUAUAGCACAAUUUUCAAUCCCCAAAUCCUAGAUCUUGGAGCAUGUGAUACUGUCAAACAUGACCUAUUUUGCUCAGGUUAUUGCAUCAUUUGGGGGAGUAUUUGUAAACGGAUAGUAAAAGAGGAUAGGAAUAGCCUUUAGUUAACUUUAGUUACAAUUAUAAAAAGCCAAAAACUUGCAGUGUUCAAGGUCAUUUUAAUUGCUUAAAGCCUUUCUCCUUCUGUACUCAACAGAAAAGUUCUCAAUCAAACAAAAAGAAAUAGAGAAAACCACACUCAGCACACACACACGCAUUCCCCCAUCAUACACAUACACACUCACAGAAAGACAAAACAAGACAAAAAAAUCAAUCUGCCCAUACCACUCUCUAUACACUACCAAAUGUAAAAUAGAUAGCUAGUGGGAAGCAGCCACAUAGCACAGGGAGAUGAGCUCGGUGCUUUGUGACCACCUAGAGGGGUGGGAUAGGGAGGGUGGGAGGGAGGUGCAAGAGGGAGGGGAUAUGGGGAUAUAUGUAUACGUAUAGCUGAUUCACAUUGUUAUAAAGCAGAAACUAACACACCAUUGUAAAGCAAUUUUAGUCCAAUAAAAAUGUUAAAAAAAAUCAAUCUGCCCAGAAUUUAGUAAAUAUGUAAUAUACUGAAUUUAAAGGGCCAAUUUGGUAUGCUUUUUAUAAUAGUUUGGUGGCAUUUUAGCCAGUCAUCUGAAUGUUUAUUCAUUGUGCUUCCUCUUUUGAAGUUAACUACCUACUUUUUUUUUUUUUAAGAUCACGUUGUGUAUGAAAUAGGAAAUGUGACCCUUUAUUUAAUGUCAGGUUUUCAUUGUGCAGACUCGAGAUCUUAAUUUUUCAAACUGGUACAUAAACACUUUUGUGCUAUUAUUUUGUGCUAUUAUUUCUAUAUAUGUCAAAUGUUGACAAAUAUUUCUAUAUAUGUCAAAUGUAGAAUAUCUUUAUGCCUCAUUCAUGUGCGGUAUGAGCCUGUCUGCCAUAAUACACACACUGGAGGUUCACUCACCUAAGCCCCUACCCCUACCUCUGAAAUAAACAGUGAAGAUAGCACCUUAACUCAUUUUGCUUUUAAAUGAAGUUUAGACUUGCCACUUCCUAAAGGAAAACCUAAAACAGAGAAAGUGACCUCCCAGGUAUCACUGUGAAGUUUUUUCUUUUAAGGUGUGAAUUUUUUUUUUACACUGGUUUCUUCCUUCCUUUCUUCCUUCCUUCCUUCCCCCCUCCCUCCCUCCCUCCCUCCCUCUCUCUCUCUCUCUCUUUCUUUCUUUCUUUUUUAAUAAUAGAAGCACAUGGCUUUGUAACUUAGUGUUUUUCUAUCAAGACAAUAACUUCACUGUUUAGAGCCCAGUGACCCUUAAUAGAUAGAAGAGCUGUCCUUUAAAACAUCAGAGGUGAUGUACCACAAUACUGUACAUUUGUGCUCUCUCUCUUUCUCUCUCUUCUUUUCUAGUUAAAUCAAGACAACAAUGACUUGUAUCCUCGCUGAAUCCAUUACAGUAGGGACCAGGCUUAUAACCUGACUGGCCUGGGCAGAGCUGUAUUUGAAAAGAGGCCUUGUUUCUGCAUGCUUUUUUAUGAGUGAAGUUCCUUUAAGGACAAAGAAAAACGCACUUUUCUUCUUUUGAGCACAUCUGCUUUUGCUUAAAAUCUGCUAAUUCUAAAACAUACGCUCCUUCACCGAUCCCAGAGACUCAUCUUGGAAACGAGCUGGUUCCAAGUCUUUACUGUGAAUAAAGCACCCCUGCAUUUUUGUGUAAGUUCUUAAUUAAACCUGCGCAGCUUCUUUACCUGAUUUCAGAAAAGGAGAGAAGAAAUGGGGUGGGGGGGGGGGGGUGUGAGUGUGAUUCAAAAUCUAUUCCAAGCACAAAAGAAUUAUUUUCUUUUUGUAUAAACAUGGUAUCAGCUGAUUCUGUUGGGGUGGGUGUGAGGUGUGUAGAGAUUGUCUUUUAUCAAGUGAUUUAUUUAAAGAGGCUUUAUUAAGGGGAUUCAGGUGAAGGAACCCCCAUCUGUGGUGGAGAGCUGGAUGCUCCCUUCAGUAGCCCUUCCCACAGUCAUAACAAUAGUGAUACUGCUGGAUUAUUUGUUAAGCCAGGGUUGUCUGCCUCAUAUCCUUCAUGCUGCUGCAACAUUCUUGCUUUCAAUCAAUUUCUACUGAGUGUAACUUUAGGAUUUCUACUACUAAAUGCAUGCUCCCUAUUUUGCUUUAGUUUCUAGCUUUGUUUUGUCUUUUUCAGAAUAUAUGUAGCUUACUCCUUUGUACAACAGAAAUUUCAUUCUUUUCCUAAACAUACUGUAAGAAUGAUCAUUGAUCUGAUUUCCUUUUUUUAUGUAUUUGUAAAGAUUUUUGGCAUAUGAAUGUAAUAAUAUUGAAGUCAACGAUGCUAAUAACUUGCACUGUUUUGCAUUCUGUCAAUCCUUUUUAGGGAGUAAAAGAGCCCUACUGUGCUUUUAAAGAAUAUCAAGUAUAAACCCAGUACUGGAGUCGAUAUACACACUGCAUGUUUUCAUAUAUGGCAUUUUUUAUGUAUUGUGUUGGGUUAUUGUUCUAGAUUGGACUCUUAAAUACUAUGUUUGAGGCUGGGUUGUCAUUUUUAUAACUGUCUUGGUGUUUUAUCACCAUUAUUUAUUACUCUUGAUAUACAGAAUGAGCUGCAUGCAUUUAUAGAGCAAUAAGAGGAUGUAUUUAAUGUGCCUUGUUUUUAACUGAAUAAGAACUGAAAGCAUGAAUCAAUAAAACUGAUUAAAAUGGG
This is a messenger RNA of Orcinus orca (killer whale), 6171 nucleotides long. RefSeq names its product glycerol-3-phosphate dehydrogenase 2 (gene GPD2). The coding region runs from base 345 to 2528 and encodes 727 amino acids. Gene Ontology annotation, cellular component: mitochondrion; glycerol-3-phosphate dehydrogenase (FAD) complex. The transcript has 17 exons. The record is from RefSeq and is a predicted model, not a curated record. NCBI's taxonomy places the organism in Eukaryota, Metazoa, Chordata, Mammalia, Artiodactyla, Delphinidae. Gene Ontology annotation, biological process: glycerol-3-phosphate metabolic process. Gene Ontology annotation, molecular function: calcium ion binding; glycerol-3-phosphate dehydrogenase (quinone) activity.